UGCUGAUAUUGGAAUUUUAUUAAAUGAAAUGUUAGAAAUUACAAACUAAUUUAAAAGAAGUCUGUAUUUGUUUUAUUUAAACGAUUAACGAAAUGUCGGAUUAUGAGGAUGAAAAAUCUGAUGUCAUAGAAAAACGGCACGAACAUGUUUUACCAGGAGAGCACGUAUAUGAAGGGGUCUUGUUCUUCGGUUACACACCACCAGAUAUUCUCGACGCCGUAAAGGACUUCGAAGUGAGGGACUCUGAUAUCUUCCUGUCAACCUACCCAAAAGCUGGUACAACAUGGCUACAGGAACUGACUUGGUUGGUAAUGAAUGAUGGGAACUUUGACGAAGCAAUCCAAAAACCUGUUUACUUCCGGUCACCAUUUCUAGAGUUCAAGGACGAAGAUUUAAACGAGGUUGGGCUGGAUCUCGCUAAUCCAAUGCCUUCGCCGAGAAUUUUAAAGACCCAUCUACCGACGAAACUUAUGCCAAGCCAGAUACAAACAAGAGAUUGCAAGACGAUCGUUCUAUUCCGAAACCCAAAGGAUUUGUGCGUCUCAUACUACCACUUCUACCGCGCCAGUUCCUCAUUCGGUGACUUCCGCGGAACCUGGGAAGACUUCUUCUACAUGUUUCUAGACGGACACGUUGACCACGGGUCCUGGUUCGACUACACGCGCAGUUGGUGGGCACGGCGGCAGGACCCACGUGUAUGCAUCCUCUACUUCGAGGACAUGAAGAGUGACCUCCGACGGGAGAUUGACCGCCUUUGCGACUUCCUGGAGAAACCACUUCAAGAGGGCGUGCGGGACGCGAUUACCGGUCACUGCCUGUUCGACAGCAUGCGAUCCAACCCGAUGACGAACCAUCUCGAUGUGUACUCCAUAAACGCGGAGGUGUCGCCCUUGUUAAGAAAAGGUGAAGUUGGAGACUGGAAGAACCUUUUCACGGUUACACAGAGCGAACUGUUCGAUAAAUUCUACAAGGAUGAACUAGGAGACUUAAAUAUUCCUUUCAAAUUCACACUAGAUUGAUGCCAAGCUGGAACUUGAUACUAGUGUAGGUGUUGUCAGAGUAGCUUUGGUGAUUUAAGCUACCUAUGAUGGUUAAAUGACUAAGUACAUGAGAAAGGGGUUUGGAGGUGUCUUGUUGUUGUUUCUAAAUUUCAUGGUCUUCUUUGACAUAUUGAUUUGUAAAAUGAGUUUGUAUUUAAAAGCAGAGACCUCUGAAUUAUAGUAUGAAUCUCGAUUAUUUAUGCCAAGCCUUUAUAUUUUGUCGAGAAAAACAUUAACAGACUCAAACAACAUAGAGUUGACGUGACAGAAAAUGGAUGAGACCGUAAUCAAUUAUGGUUGAAAGAAAAGUGGGAAGAAACGAAUAAUCGCAUAUCUAUUUCCACCGCAGUAAAAGAAUUAUCGUGUUUUCAUCACAUGUUGCAUAAACAACUAUGACGAGAGUUAUUAAUAUUUUAACAAUUAUUUUAUGUAUAACCUCUGUAAUUUAUUCAAUUU
Mya arenaria is the source of this 1496-nucleotide messenger RNA. RefSeq names its product sulfotransferase 1C4-like. The transcript is spliced from 7 exons. Lineage: Eukaryota; Metazoa; Mollusca; Bivalvia; Myida; Myidae. Gene Ontology annotation, cellular component: cytoplasm. Bases 93 to 1019 code for a protein of 308 amino acids. The record is from RefSeq and is a predicted model, not a curated record. Gene Ontology annotation, biological process: sulfation. Gene Ontology annotation, molecular function: sulfotransferase activity.